Molecule: messenger RNA, 1326 nt
Organism: Phycomyces blakesleeanus NRRL 1555(-)
Lineage: Eukaryota; Fungi; Mucoromycota; Mucoromycetes; Mucorales; Phycomycetaceae
Exons: 3
Coding region: 1-1326 (441 amino acids)
Molecular function (GO): nucleic acid binding
Source: RefSeq, a predicted model, not a curated record
AUGCCUACUUCCAACAACUCCCUCGAAUUUGUUAUGGACAAGCACUGUGAAAUGGUCAGUCACAGCGGUUCUGCAGACCAAACCCAGUUUUCUGGAAUUGCUUUCGACCCCUUGUGCGAUUUCAACCAAGAGAUUGUCGACGAAAUGCAUGGAGAAGUUGUACUCCGAUCUGUGACAGAUGUCUUUGUCAACCAUGCCGAUAUGGAAUGGACCCGUACCUCGGCCGGAAACCCAGCAGUCACAAACCUCCUCAGUCUCAAAAGUUUCCUGACAACCGAAGUCAACGAGGCCACAACCAAGACAAUUGUUGCACAGAAGCCGAAGACGAAUCUGCCGGAGAAGGUCGAUCCUGAUUCUGUUCCCACUGCAGAAAGCAUAGGUCGAGGUUCGUACCGAAAGUACAACCAAAACCAGGUGAACAAGCUCUUCUCCUUGGUUUUCUCGGAAAACCAGACUGCUGCUGCCGCUGCCAGGGAAACGGGGAUCAAUGUCCGGACUGCCCAGAACUAUGUCAGGCUGGCCAGAGAGAAGAUCCAGGCCGAUUUUGAUGCUGCCACAGUGGAGACUGAUGAGUCCAAUGGGCUGGAGACGAUGGAGGUUGAGGAGGUUUCUGCGCCUAAAGAACGAAAACAUGGCAACCAAAAGUUGUUCCAGGCGCACUCUGCUUUUUUUUUGAAGUUUUUCGAAAAUAAACCAGAUGCUACCUUGGAACAAGCAAGGAUAGCUGUCAUGGAAGAGUUCUCUGGGCUGCAGAUUACCAAAUCAGCAAUCCAGAAGCACUUGGUGAAGAAGUGUGCCCUGACGAUGAAGAAGUUGGAGAAGCUGCCUGAGAAGAGAGACGACGCCAACACAAUUGAGAUGAGACGAGACCGCAUUUUGGAGUGGCAACAACUUGCGGAUUUCAACUAUCUGUCGAACUGUGUGUUCAUCGAUGAAGCAGGCUUCAACAUGCACAUCAAGAGAACUUUUGGCCGUUCCGUCAGUGGCACCCCAGCAAAGACAACUGUCCCGACGCAGAGAGGUGUGUCCAUCACCAUCCUUGGUGCAAUGUGCGAGAGAGGGAUCGUCAGCCUCUCGUUGAAGAAACCCACUGCAGUCGCAACCAAGAAGAAGAGAAAGUUGGACAUCUACACCAACGUUGAGGUGAACGGUCGAAUUGGCACCAGAACCCAGCACUACCUCGACUUUCUUAGUCAUACAAUGGACUUAUAUACAAAAAAUUUAAAAGGGAGGGGGCAAAUUCAGAUGGCAAUAGGAGCAAAUUCAGUUGGUAAUGAAUGCAAAUUCAAUUUCUAUGGAAGCCAAUCAGAUGUCAAUGGGUUCUAA